CCUUUUUUUUUUGCAUUUAUUCGCACUUCUCUUCCUGUUCAGACUUUGAUCUUUCCCAGGGCUCGCAUGUCUGCGGGCGAGCUCAGCUGCGCUGGAAAACACCCCUCUGGUCUAGAAGUGACCCAAAAAGGACCGAAAACACCCCAAAAAAAAGGAAUUUACAUCCAAGCGGGAGCAGAGGCGAGCCUCCGGAGGUGGCCGGUGGGAUGCCGACAUGCGAGCUAUUCCUCGCCGCCGCCCUCCUCUUCCUCGGAGGAAGCAGCGGGGCUGACGGAGCUGCCAAAACCCCGCCGGUGGGACUGGUGGGAAGACCUCUGCAGCCCCUGGCCACCAGCUGGAGCUUUCCCCGGAGGAAGCGAGAUGAGGAGCCACCUUCAUACCUAAAGUGGGUGACUUUUGAAGGCACACUGCCUGCCGAUGCCGUCUCCAACUGGAACGGCUACGCCAAGAGGAUGGAAUAUGUCUGCUCAACUGAGCUGCGUGACUGCAACACCGGUGCCUACGUCCCCGAGCGAGGCCCCUUCUGCUUCUUCCCAUAUGGAGAACGGGAGUGGAGCACCCACAACUUCAAGGUGUUGGUCAACGUGGGAGACUUCGAGGUGCUGGGUUGGGUGGAUGGCUCCUUCGGCAGCGUUCCCGAAAAUGCCGUGGAGGGUUGCCCAUUCGUUGAUGUCUUCGUUGGGAGGAACCGCUACGGCUUGGGCAAGAUCUCCAGAGCGGAGAGGGCUGCCUUUGUGGUGGUGGAUGGUGAGGAGGUUUGGUUCAAGUGGUACCAAGUCUUGGUGGUCAAGAAGGGCCCGGCAGAUGUCACCAUCUCCGAUGUCCACUACAACAUGAGCGGGGUGGUGGAGCGUGGGGAGGACAUCACCCUGACGAAGACCACGGUGAGGAACGAGGGCUGCCAAGGGGUGCGUAAAGCUGUCACCUUGGAGGAGGCCACUGAGAUGGAGCACGACUGGGAGAUGGACCAGAGGGUCUUCACCACCAUCCGUGGGAUGUUGCGAGCCGCCCUCUUGACCUUCAAUGGGACAGGCUGGGAGGUCACCAACGUCACCAACAUCUCCUGGCUGGGGGGAGCCAGCAUCAGCGAGUACGUUGUCCAUACCCACAUGGUGGAGGAGGAGAUGCAGCCCCGGACGGCAUGCACGGUGGCCCUGAAGGGACGUCGGUUGGAUGUCCGCAUCCCCUUCACCGCGCAACUGACCCGUGAUUUUGGCAACGGUCAACCGCACCGUGUCGCUGCGACGGGGUGGGCUCGCAGCCGGGUGGUGGUGGGUGUCUGGGCCGGCGUCCAGGAGUGCUGGCCCAUCGCCGACAUCCCACCAUGCCGGGCGUAGGGGAUGGUGAGGCGGAUCGGUGUAUCUGCUUCUUGCAAUCUGCUUUUUCUUUUUUCCCCCCUGCAAAUAACUACCGUCUCCUCCCGAAAUGGGAUGGCAGCAACCUGCAAUGCAGAAAAAUGCAAUUAUUUUGCCUUCUGUAUUUUCUGUUUUCAUGGCAUAACCUUCAUCCCUCUCUGAAAUGACACGGCAACAACGUGGAAUGCAGAAAAAUGGGGUUUUUUUCAGUCUGCGUUUUCUAUUUUCUCCAAAAUAA
This is a messenger RNA of Gavia stellata (red-throated loon), 1593 nucleotides long. Its product is annotated as natterin-3. Lineage: Eukaryota; Metazoa; Chordata; Aves; Gaviiformes; Gaviidae. The coding region runs from base 207 to 1337 and encodes 376 amino acids. The record is from RefSeq and is a predicted model, not a curated record. The transcript has 4 exons.